Nothoprocta perdicaria is the source of this 1474-nucleotide messenger RNA. It is a transcript of the gene CHCHD6, whose product is annotated as coiled-coil-helix-coiled-coil-helix domain containing 6. Gene Ontology annotation, cellular component: mitochondrion; MICOS complex. NCBI's taxonomy places the organism in Eukaryota, Metazoa, Chordata, Aves, Tinamiformes, Tinamidae. Bases 670 to 1362 code for a protein of 230 amino acids. The record is from RefSeq and is a predicted model, not a curated record. Gene Ontology annotation, biological process: cristae formation; DNA damage response. The transcript has 9 exons.
GUUCCCUUUUCCUUUGGGGUUUUCCUCUCUCUUUAGCUAAUUAAUUCUUUUGCUUCUACCGUUGUUUUCAUCGUUGUUGCUUCUUUAUAUUUCUACCUGCUUUUUCCUCCCCCCCAAAAAUUCCUCUGAAAUAGGUUUGUAGAAGGUUGGGUUUGUAGGUGAAUUUUGCUGUGGUUCCUUAUUUCCCCCCAUGUUUUGAUCAUUCACUUGGUUUUGCUAAGUCUCCCUUUACUGCUUGUUUCAGGUGAAGUCAGUUCUCACCUGGUUGCCCUUUUCCAUUGGCAGGUGGGGCCAAUCCAUGGCUUAAUGUGACCUGUCCUAUAAGCAGCAGAACCAAAUGGUUUAGUCUAGCUUAGUCCAGCUCCAACAGCUGCAUCCUGCUGGCAUUGGAGGAAAAAUGUGGGCUACCUAUUUUGGAUCUCUGUGUGACCUGUAGGAGCUCCAGAUGAAGAGGGCCACGUUUGUCUUGUGAUACCUGAUUAUGCUAAAUCAGCUGUGGUGGUCUUAGGCCUCUCUGUUUUACCUCCAAAAGUAAAAGGUUUUAGUUACUUUUGGGUUUGUUUUGUGAAAUAGAAUAGUCAUUCCCCUUUUGUAGAGUAGCCUAGGGAUCGCUUGCUUGCUUUUUGAGGAUGUGUGCCUAAAAAGCAGUUCCAUUGAACCCUGCAGUUGAUGAAGACUGGGUUCCUACAGCUCUCUGAAGAUGUCGUGAACCGAAUGAAACAAGAUAGAAGGGACCACCAGAGAUCACCCCACUCACCCAAUGGCACCGCAUCGUCACCAGCUGCAGAAGGGACACCCAAGUCUCCUACAGGAGUCCAACCACCAACAGCAAGUAACUCUGCUCAGAAGUCUUCUACAGCAGAGCAGGAACUAUAUAAGAGGUACGAGCAGGAACAGGCGCUGGUCCAGGAGGAGCUGCUCCGGCUGGCCAAGAGAGAAAGAGAAGCGGCCAGCGAGGCCUUGAACACUGCCCUUCAGCGGGAAAAGGACAGCAGUAGUGAAGAGAGACAGAGAGUGGCCCAGCUGCCUGCGGAUUUGGACGCCUGGGCUGUGGAGCUGCAGGGCAGGGAGGCAGAACUGAAGCGACAAGAAGCCUUCUAUAAGGAGCAGCUGGCCCGCAUCGAGAGGAAGAACGCCGAGAUCUACAGGCUGACGUCGGCGCAGUACCACGAGGCAGCCGCGGGCGCCGAGAAGUCCAUCAAGAGGAGGAGCACUGAUCCCGUCUGUUCAAGGCUGCAGUCUGAGAUUCUCAAGUGCUACCAAGAAAACAAACACGAAGUGCUCAGGUGCUCGGAGCUGGCCAAGGAGUAUCAGCGCUGCGUUAGCGCCGCCCAGAAGGAGCUAUUAGUUAAUUCUGGGUAAAGAGCAGCAGCCAUCCAAGAGCACAAAACAGGGACCACAGAUGCCCUCGGAAGCCCCAGCAUCCUUCUGGAUAGACGCUGACCAAACUGGUGCCUUCUGCCCAUAGCGGUCC